This is a messenger RNA of Fundulus heteroclitus (mummichog), 3011 nucleotides long. Its product is annotated as Solute carrier family 51 subunit beta. The coding region runs from base 237 to 1214 and encodes 325 amino acids. Gene Ontology annotation, biological process: bile acid and bile salt transport. NCBI's taxonomy places the organism in Eukaryota, Metazoa, Chordata, Actinopteri, Cyprinodontiformes, Fundulidae. Gene Ontology annotation, molecular function: transmembrane transporter activity; protein heterodimerization activity. The transcript has 6 exons. The record is from RefSeq and is a predicted model, not a curated record. Gene Ontology annotation, cellular component: plasma membrane.
CAAUAACAAAAAUUCAGACACUGAACAGUUUUUCAGCAGACAACACUUUUGGAGCUGAGUAACUAAUUAUAGUCUCUUUGUUUAUGAGUCUUCAUUGAUUCUCUCUUCAGAAGAAGAGGGGAGCGUAGACUCCUCCUUGUGAACUUUGGAAAGUUUUAUCUGGUUUUUCAUUCCGUAAAGCACCUGCUGCGUUAGACGUUCCCUCCUCAUUGCAGCCAGUGACCUAGCAGGAGUGAAUGCACAAUAUGCUUGACACCUGGAUAUUCCUACUUCUCCUUGUCCCAGGGGGAUGGAUGUUCAUGAUCCAUAACACACAGUAUGGCCUGUGUCUGGAGGAUUCAGCUGACACAGGUCAAGUCCUCAUGAAAAAGUGUAACCUUGACUCACAGGCCCAACAGUGGGUCUGGAUGAAUCACGGCAUGUUGAUGUGUGUUGCAUCAUCCAGAUGUCUGUCAGCUCAACAGAACCAUCCAGUCCAAACCCAGCCUUGCCAAGAUUCAGAUAUGGAUGCUGCAGAAAUGAUGUGGGACUGUACCAGUAACAGACUGAUCAGCAGAAACACAUCCUUAAUGUUGUCAACCAAUGGCCAAGAAGUGAUUCUCACAAAUCAUCUCAAACAUUUUCAGUGGAAAUCUCUUGAUGAGGGGGACAUCUGUAAAACAAGACUCAGACCCAGGAGAGCAUCUGAGGACCAGGACCAGCUUGAGGAUCCAGAACAAUCAGCAGAUGAGGGGAAAGGCAUGACGGAAAAGCAGAGAGACUACUUUCGCUGGUUGUACCGCACCGAGGACUCAACUAUUUGGACAUUUGUUCUAUUGGGACUGGCCUUUGUCUGUUUGCUCAUUGGGUUUUUGCUGCUUGGAAUGGGAACCAUGGCCAACAGGACCAGAAAGAAGAUAGCUAAAUACAAGGAAGCUGCAUCCCUUUUUAAGAAAGAUGAAGGCGAAGAGCUUCAUGUCAUUUCUGAUCCUCGGAAUAACGGCACAUCUUCACUGCCCCAGGAUCACACAUCGUCCAUAUCUGAGGGCGACACAAAUGAAUUUAAGGCAGGAGACAUUGUGGUCACAUGGAAAGAUGGCAACACCUCCUGUCUGUAUUCCGAUCAUGUUGUCGAGGAGAUGCAGGAAGAGAAAGUGGAGAAAGAACAGGAGGAGAAACAGCUGGAGGUGUGGCAGGAAAGAGAGGCUCAGUGUGAAGGGAGCAUGACAAAGUGAAUAAUUCUGGUCUAUUGCACAGCUUUUAAAGAUAAUUUUUUAUUUAGUUUUGUGGAACUGUAAAGCUCUAAUGACUUGAUAGUUUUUUUAAAGGAGUCAUAACCUGGUAUUUUACAUAUACAAUCCUUCUAAAAAUGUUUUUAAAUUAAUGUUUAGGGAUUUUUAGAAGAAAAAUGUUUUAAACAGAGCUCAUCCGGACUCUUUUUCAUACCCCAUUUCUUUCUCACGAGGGUACGCACGAGGAUUUGACUUGCGUGUAUGUGCGUUCGUGUGUCCCCAUGGAGAUCUUACUGGUUAGCAGCGAGAUAUUAGCACUUUAUAUGUUAGCGUUCCUUUGCUCAGGUACACACAAGCACGUGGAGCAGUUUACAAACAUCCACAUAGCAAAGCAAUGAAAUGAGGAGAUUUUAAGCCACAACUGCUAGAAAUGUGUAUCUUACAUGGUGAUGUUGUGUUAGCAAUAUUAGCAGUUAGCCAUGAUUUGUAAAUGGUAAAUGGCUUGUACUUGUAUAGAGCUUUUAACCAGUCUGACGACCUCCAAAGUGCUUUGCGCUACAGUUUAGUCAUUCACACAUUCACAUACACAUUCACACCCUGACGGUGGUGAGCUAUGUUAGUAGCCACAGCUGCCCUGGGGCAGACUGACAGAGGUGAUUACCAUCGUUUCCUGGUCUCCUACACAAUAGGUAAAAAGUUACCCAAGGAACAACACUUACCAACUGCAGAUGAGAUCCUGAUUGUUGGAAUCCCCCUUCCUCCAAACGCAGGCUUGAUGCUAUCUUAACCUGGUAUUGCCCAAAGUUAAUGAAACACGGGUGCAAAAUUAUUUACAGAAAAUUUACAGAGUUGGAGGAAGAGUCAUUAACAACAGCCUUAUCAAAGAUGCUCCCUGCUCCCUGGUAGUUUGGUCCACAGAUGCAGGCAAACUGAAAACAUUUGCAAGCAUAUUUUGGCAAGCAACAACGGAGCAGUUGACAUGAGCGCAAGGUUUGGACAUCUUUACUUUUUACAUAACUCGUUAGUGGCAGCAACGCAAGUAGUGAUUUCAGGUGGUUUUACGAGAGGCAGGCAUGGCUUACGUUACCGUCUUUCCAUUAGUGAUGUAAAUCUAGGAGGAGCACCAAAAUCUUGCUUUGAGGAGAGCACCGUCUCUUGGGUUUUUCUGGUUUGUACAAAGAGCCAACACAAAAAACCAAGUCACUUUCACACUCCUGAUUUAUUGGAAGGUUUUAACUGAGGACCAACGCACCUGUUUCAACAUGAAAAAGUCAGAUUUCCAGGUGAUGACUCCUUUAAACAAACAUGUGACCAGUUGUAAUCUUCUUAUCCUUUGAUGUGUGAGAUAGAUAAACCUUCAAAUCACUUUUCUAUCGCUUAUCUUUCUUUCAUGCGUAAUGCUGAUCCCAUGAACACUAUUGCACCAAAAUUUACCUUCAAACACCUCAGGUGUUAACGUAGCUUCUUAAUGUAGAAAUGAUGGUGCAAUCAUACCACUAAUGUCAUUUGAUGCACAUUUCAAAUAUACCAAGGAUCAUGUUGAAAGAACUUUGCUGCCACGAAGAGGAUGAAGUCAACUAAAUUCUCCCUAAUUUUGCAAAUUUGCAUCCCAUGUACCUAAACUUACAUCUGUUGUAAGUGCUGUAUUGAAAUGAGUUCACAAUUUGCUUGACAGUUAAACCAUGUCAUUAUUUCUAUAUAAUUGUUAUCAAAUUCAGCAAAUAGGGGUUAAUGUCUUCAUUGACGAUAUAGGUCUCAACUGUGAUGCAUCAAUAAAUGAAUUUACCAUGUUGUGUUGAA